CGGCAGUGUUAUUGUUUGCAAUUUUUACGCUAUCUGUAAAUGCACUUACAACAGAUAAUUAUUUAAAAAUGUUUGCGCUCCAACAACAUCCAAUUGAUCCAUGCUAUGAUGAAGAUCGACCUCGUCGAUGUAUUCCAGAUUUUGUGAAUGCAGCCUUUGGUAUACCCGUUGAAGCCAGUUCAACAUGUGGUCAACAUGGUCCAGCAAAAUAUUGUGAUUCACAAGAUAAUUGUAAUGUUUGUGAUGAAUCCCAACCAAAAAAACGUUUUCCAGCAAGUUAUUUAACAGAUUUGAAUAAUCCAAAUAAUGUAACCUGUUGGAGAAGUGAUCCAAUUGUUACAUCACUAUCACCAUCUGCACCGCCGGAUAACGUAACUUUAACGCUUUCAUUGGGUAAAAAAUAUGAGUUAACAUAUGUAACAUUACAAUUUUGCCCAAAAACAAUUAUCCCAGAUUCGAUUGCGAUUUAUAAGAGUAUGGAUUAUGGGAAUACAUGGCAACCAUUUCAAUAUUAUUCAAGUCAAUGUCGAAAAGUUUAUGGAAGACCAAAUCGUGCAACGAUUAGUAAAUUGAAUGAGCAAGAAGCUCGUUGUUCUGAUUCACAUCGAUAUACAGCAGGUACUGGGUCAAUGGUUCGUAUUGCAUUUAGUACAUUAGAAGGACGUCCUAGUGCAAGUGACUUAGAUUCCUCGCCGGUUUUACAAGAUUGGGUAACUGCUACAGAUAUCCGAGUGAUUUUUAAUCGUUUAUAUAUGCCAACGGAAUUAGAGGCUCCUAUGAAAAAAGGACCUGGUGGUGUGGGAGAAAAUGUUGUUGUACCAGUCGUAGUACGUAAUAAUGCUGAUUCAAUUGAAACUGAUGAUGAAGAUGAUGACGAAGAUGAGGACGGAGAUGAUGAGGAUGGCGAUAAUGAGGAUGAGGAUCCAACAAAAGGUCCACCCUCAGUUGUUAUGAAUGAAAUGCAAAGUGCUGUUGCUGAUGGUACAAUUAUAACAAAAGAGACCCAUAGUUUUCAAACAAUCAGUACUACGGUAACCAGUAACGAUAAUAGUGGUACUAGUAGGGCCUUGACACACCAUUAUGCUGUAUCUGAUUUGACUGUUGGGGGCAGAUGUAAAUGUAAUGGUCACGCAAGUAAAUGUAUGAUGGGUAGUGAUGGUAAAUUGGCCUGCGAUUGUAAACAUAACACUGCUGGACGCGAUUGCGAACGUUGCAAACCAUUCCAUUUUGAUCGACCAUGGGCGCGGGCAACAGCUCGAGAUGCAAAUGAGUGUAAAGCAUGCGAAUGCAAUCAACACGCCAGAAAAUGUCGUUUCAGUAUGGAUUUAUAUAAAUUGAGUGGUCGAAUUUCGGGUGGUGUAUGUUUACGAUGUCGUCAUUUUACGGCCGGUCGUCACUGUCAUUAUUGCAGAGAAGGAUACUACAGAGAUCCAACAAAACCAAUUACCCACCGGAAAGCAUGUAAAGCAUGUGAUUGUCAUCCAAUUGGAGCAUCGGGAAAAACGUGUCAUCAAGCAACCGGUCAAUGUCCAUGUAAAGAUGGUGUUACUGGUUUAACAUGCAAUCGUUGUGCCAAAGGUUAUCAACAAAGUCGAUCCCAUAUUGCACCGUGCAUAAAAAUUCCACAAGCUGUACAAAUUCAAGCAACUUCAAAUGGUGAAGGGGGCGCGGGGGCUGGCGCCCGGGGUAAAUCAAUGCGGAAAAUGUCGCGCUGGAACAAGAAGGCUAAAUUUGAACAAGUACUGCAAACGAGACUUCGCAAUUCAAGCAAAAGUGCUAACGCGGGAAGUGAUACCCGUAGCGGGCGGAAUCGUUGGAAAGGCAAUGGCUGGAGCACCUCCAAACGCAGGCCCUCAAGUGUGGAUAAGAUUUAUGAUAACAAUACAAGGAAUAUACAAAAGCAACAGCGAUUCUCGCCUAAGACGAGGACCCGCACGCCUACUCGUCCUAGCUACAGAUCUUACAUGCAAAUGUCCCAAGAUUAAAACGAAUAGAUCGUAUUUAAUUUUGGGACGGGAGAGAGAAGAUGCAGCCGGUGCACCUGUUGGUGGUGCUAUUGUUGUUGGACAACGUUCAAUUGUUAUAGAAUGGAAAGAUGAAUGGCAACGACGC
Chrysoperla carnea is the source of this 2112-nucleotide messenger RNA. RefSeq names its product netrin-B (gene NetA). NCBI's taxonomy places the organism in Eukaryota, Metazoa, Arthropoda, Insecta, Neuroptera, Chrysopidae. Bases 69 to 1985 code for a protein of 638 amino acids. The record is from RefSeq and is a predicted model, not a curated record. The transcript has 7 exons. Gene Ontology annotation, molecular function: protein binding.